AUGGGUUAGUAGAUGCAGAUCGCAACGUCUGAUUAAUGAGAUCGAAGUUGACUAUGAAAAAAUCCGAUUUCCGCAGAAAAUUUAUUUUGAAUCUUAUUCUUGUUCCAUUUUUCCUCUCUCAGACGGUCCUCUCUCAAACGGAAAACAUUUUUUGGCAUUCCGUUGCAAGAAAAAAUAUUGUGCAAUUUUAGUACUGGUGCUGAAAUCAGGUACCUGUAGCAACUGAGACAAGAAUAAACGUAUGUUUUUCGAAUAUUUGGAGAUUAAAAAAAGACUUGAUAUAACUUUAUAUUACACUUGAUCUCUACUAUCAUAAUCAAAGUCAAAUAAUUAACGAAAAUUUAUUUUCAGAGAACACUUGAUGAGUCGGUAAUGUUCACCCAUGUAUUUCGACAAAGAUACGAUUUGCUGGAGCCGCGAAUCGAGACGUAUGGCAGUGAUUAUAUGCGACAUCUGAUCUUACCCGAGAUCACCGCUUAUAACGAAGGAAUGAGGUUGUCACUGCAGUCGCGGAAUCAGGACCCAGGCAGAAAGACUUACCAAGAAAUUGUCGCCCCAAUCAUCGACACGUUAACACGAUCAAACGUAACAAAAGUCUGUGGAAAAUGCGGCGCCGGAGGAAACGUAGAAAUUGAUGAAAAUGGUAAUGAUUUUUUUAUUUUUUCUUGAUUUUUAGGUAUUUGUCAGCAUUACCUGCUUUGUGUAAACUAUUUUACUCAAGAAGAAUCACUGAAGACUUCAGUUUCACCUUUUAUGGCCUAAAAUUUGUCUUAUCCACAUUGCUUCAGGUGAUGUUCUCAAAGUCUCCGCUGAACUUGCUGCCCAAGCCGAAAGCGCGAUGAACUGCAUCUCUUCGAUUAGUGCGGAGCCCUCUAUCGAAUCUGGCUACUAUUUUCGUCGACAUGCCGCCAGAUUACUGCAGAUCCGCGAUCUUUUGAAAAAGAUCCAAAAGAAUCUCGAUGUCCCCAAUGAUAUCUGCCCAAUCUGUCUGAACGACCUCUGUACUCUGCCGGUGUAUUGUCUACUAUGUCAGCGAGUGAUCGGAUGUGCCAAUUGUAUUAUUGCAUGGCUGACUCAGCAGGAGGGACUGAUCAUUCGAUGUCUCAGAUGUCAACGGAGAUCCUUCAAGAACUCUCCUAUGAUUGAGCUGACAAACCGAGCAAUCAUACCAAGAGAUCUAACAUUGCUCGAGAGCAUUUUCCUCAGAAUCAUGAUGUUCUUCCUCAAAUGGGCUUGGUCGAUAUUUGGAUCAACAGUAUUGAUGAUAAUCAGACCCACUCAGCCUCGAAGAUACCGAUGA
Molecule: messenger RNA, 1300 nt
Organism: Bursaphelenchus xylophilus (pine wood nematode)
Lineage: Eukaryota; Metazoa; Nematoda; Chromadorea; Rhabditida; Aphelenchoididae
Source: the annotation of a GenBank genome assembly